AUGCGUAAAAUGACACGCUCUAUCAAUGAUGGAAAUACGCUUGCUUCUCUGCUGAAGCAGAAGUACAAAAGAGAAGCCGAGUUCAGCUCAAAAACUUUCUUCAGUGAACAACUUACGCUCUCACCGAGCAUGAUGGCCUAUUACGGGCCUAUACAAAUUGGAACCCCUCCUCAAUCAUUCCUGGUGCAGUUUGACACUGGCUCACCAAUUCUGUGGGUCCCGUGCAAGGGAUGCGGAGAUGCUUGUAAAAGUCAUCGC
This is a messenger RNA of Ostertagia ostertagi, 258 nucleotides long. NCBI's taxonomy places the organism in Eukaryota, Metazoa, Nematoda, Chromadorea, Rhabditida, Trichostrongylidae. The record is from the annotation of a GenBank genome assembly.